This is a messenger RNA of Periophthalmus magnuspinnatus, 807 nucleotides long. RefSeq names its product trypsin. The transcript is spliced from 5 exons. Bases 1 to 807 code for a protein of 268 amino acids. Lineage: Eukaryota; Metazoa; Chordata; Actinopteri; Gobiiformes; Gobiidae. Gene Ontology annotation, molecular function: serine-type endopeptidase activity. Gene Ontology annotation, biological process: proteolysis. The record is from RefSeq and is a predicted model, not a curated record.
AUGACUAUGGACCUGCUAUAUUUAUUACUAUGUAUUUUUCUGGGGACCCUGCCCAUGAACUGUCAGCAGAAUCAGAACAUCACAGAGGAAUACCGAAUCAUUGACGGAUAUGACCCUGUCCCACAUUCUAUAAAGUAUAUAGUGUCUAUACAGACACGGUUACGCCAGCACUUCUGCGGGGGCUCGCUCAUAACCAAAUACUGGGUCCUCACGGCAGCACACUGUAAUAAAGGGAUAGACAACAUGAUGGUGGUGGCUGGAGACCACACUCUGAGGAUCUAUGAAGGCACAGAGCAGGAGAUCUUCCCCCAGGUUUUGGUACCUCAUCCAGAAUUCAACAGUCAGACCAAUAACAAUGAUAUAAUGCUCAUAAAGCUCCAGGUGCCGGUGUGGUUGAAUAACUUUGUCUCGAUCAUCAUCCUGCCGCGUCAGGACGCUACCCUUGCUCCGGGGUCCAUGUGCCGUGUAUCAGGGUGGGGCAGCAUCAAUCCAGAAGGGGACGGUAUAUCGUCCAUCCUACAAACCGUCAAACUGCCCAUUGUGUCCUCAGAACAAUGCAACAGUAGCACCUCGUACAACGGGUACAUCACAAAACACAUGCUCUGCGCUGGAUAUAGUACCGGAGGGAAGGACGCCUGUAAGGGGGAUUCUGGUGGUCCGCUGGUUUGUGACGGCCUGUUGUACGGCGUCGUAUCCUGGGGCAACGAGUGUGCUAUGCCUGGGUAUCCUGGAGUCUACACAGCAGUGUCCAUAUACCGCUCGUGGAUAGAAAACACUGUGUUUAGCUUUUACCGGAGGUGUAACUGA